Chenopodium quinoa (quinoa) is the source of this 741-nucleotide messenger RNA. Its product is annotated as LRR receptor-like serine/threonine-protein kinase GSO1. The coding region runs from base 1 to 741 and encodes 246 amino acids. NCBI's taxonomy places the organism in Eukaryota, Viridiplantae, Streptophyta, Magnoliopsida, Caryophyllales, Amaranthaceae. The transcript has a single exon. Gene Ontology annotation, molecular function: protein binding. The record is from RefSeq and is a predicted model, not a curated record.
AUGAAAACGUUACAAUACCUUAUCAUACUUUGUUGGCUUUUUCUGUUAUGCUACUCGAAUCAUGCUAUUGCAGGAGCUGCUGAGACCGACUUUGGAGAGCAAAGUAGCAUCAAGUGUAUCGACCGUGAGAGAAAAGCUUUGCUUCGAUUCAAGCAAGGAAUUCUCUCUUCAUGGGGAGACAUAGAAGAUUGCUGCCAAUGGCGUGGCAUUCGCUGCAGCAAUCGUACUGGCCAUGUCAUCAUGCUUCAUCUUCACGGAUAUUUUGUCCGAUAUGGUGAGUAUAUAAUUUGUGUGGAAGGUAAGUUAGACACUUCCCUCUUUGAGCUAACUCAUUUGAAAUAUUUGGACCUUAGUUUCAGUGGUUUCGACCAGCAGCCUAUACCUAGUUCCAUUGAUUCCCUCACUGAGUUAGAGCACCUCAAUUUAGCUAAUGCUGGCUUUUUUGGUGAAAUUCCUUCCCAACUCGGAAACCUUUCCAAAUUAGCAUCUCUUGAUCUCAGUUUAAAUCCCGAGCUCACUGCAAAAAGCUUGCAGUGGCUGUCCAAUCUUACAUUGUUGAGAGAAAUCAACCUGAGUCAUAGUAAUCUUAGUGAAUCCACCGACUGGAUCAACAAACUUCCUUUCCUAAGAAAACUUUUCUUGGAUACAUGUUAUCUACCUCCUACUUUUCCAUCAUCAACAUUUUCAUACAUCAAUUCUUCGAUCCCUCUUCGUGUUGUUAGCCUAUCUUAUAACAUUUAA